CGCUGCGGUGCUGGGCUGCUCUCAGCAACACCUGGGUACUGUAAUGCACACGGGGCACCGAUGGCACAUGGAGCCACGUGUGGGCACAGAUGGGCAGCCACACAGACACCCCCUGCACGCAAACACAGCGCUGCACUGCACCCGGGCACACGCAGAUAUGGAUGCACGUGCAGAGACACCGCGCGUGCACUCAGACACGCGGCACACACUUGCUCCCACGCAGACGCAGCUCUGCGCUCAUCACCGCACAGACACGCUCAGCCCCGGGCACGCACGGACCCCGGCCCCGCCCCGCACAUGCGGAUCCAGACGCGCACCGUCCCGCCCCCGCGCGGACCUGGCUGUGCUGGGCGCAGCCCCGCACACGGCCCCCCCCGCUCCCCGCACCCACCGGGGGCGGACGCGCCGCCCCGCGCCCUCCUCCCCGCGCAGCCCCGAUGCGCACAGCGGGGCCGGCACCGGGCGCCGCACACCGUUAACGGGUACCGGCACGGCACAGCAGGUAACGGUGGCGGACCCCGGCGAGGGACCCCCGCCCCGCUGUCGCCGCACCGAGCCCGGCGCAGCAGGAAGGGACGCGGCACCGCAGCCCCGCUGAGAGGAGAUGGAGCUGCCGUGAGCCCUGCGAGCCAUGGAUGAGGCGACGGAGUUGCAGACCGGGGGGAACUCCCUCCUGAAGGCGGUGUGGCUGGGCCGGCUGCGGCUGACCCGGCUGCUGCUGGAGGGGGGGGCCUACAUCAAUGAGAGCAACGAGAAGGGGGAGACGGCGCUGAUGGUGGCCUGCAUCACCACGCACGUGGACCAGCAGAGCAUCAGCAAGGCCAAGAUGGUGAAGUACCUGCUGGACAACAGGGCUGACCCCAACAUCCAGGACAAGUCUGGGAAGACAGCCCUGAUGCACGCCUGCAUCCGCGGCGCGGGCGGCGAGGUGGUGACCCUGCUGCUGGACAACGGGGCCGACCCCAGCCUGGAGGACCACUCCGGGGCCUCGGCACUGGUGCACGCCAUCAACGCCGACGACAAGGACAUUCUGCAGCACCUCCUGGACGCCUGCAGAGCCAAGGGGAAGGAGGUGAUCAUCAUCACCAUGGACAAGUCGGCCUCCGGUGCCAAGGCCACCAAGCAGUACCUGAACAUGCCCCCCUCGCUGGACUUCAAGGAGAGGGCCCCUCCUGAGGCCAGCGCUGCGGCGCUGAAGGCGGCCGCCCCAUGCCCUCAGCCCACCGAGCAGGAGGUGCCCCCCGGGGAUGGUCCCCCCACCAAGGCCACCCCUGAGCCACCCUCCCCGGGCUGGAGGGGUGGCACCACCAAGAGAGCGCGGCUGCCGCAGCUGAAGCGGCUGCAAUCGGAGCCCUGGGGGCUGGUCGCGCCCUCGGUGCUGGCUGCGCACCACGAGGAGCAGCGGGUGCGCACGGACGAUGAGCUGGUCACCAGCAUCGGCGAGCUGGCACUGUGCAGGAAGGCUCCCCUCACCCGCAGCAAGGACGCUUCUCUCUUCCCGCUGGUGGACGAGCAGGCGCUGCGCACGCCGCCAGCCCCCGGGUCCGGCUGCAGGAAGGCGUUCGAGAAGGGCCCCCAGCGCCUGCCCCGCAGGAGCACGGUGCCGGAGCCGCUGGAGAGCGGCGAGGUGAUGGAGGCCCUGCACUGGCGGCGGCUGAGCGCCGAGCACCACGACUGCGACGCCGGCAUGGCCGAGGCGGGGAAGGUGGCUGCGGAGAGGAGGAAGCUGAGCGGCUCUCACCUGGCUCUGCUGGGCGGCUCGCGGGAGGCCCUGGACGGUGCCCCCAGCACCUCGCCCGCCGCCGCCCGCCGCCCGCCCAACCUGCUGGAACGGCGCGGCUCCGGCACCCUGCUGCUGGACCACAUCGCGCACACCCGGCCCGGGUACCUGCCCCCACUCAACGUCAACCCCAGCCCCCCCAUCCCCGACAUCGGAGCCGGCGGCAAGGCCCCCUCCCCGCUGGCUGCUGGCUUCAGGGCCCUGGUGCCCGUCGCACCCAGCUCCCCCAAGCGGGGUGACCUGAGAACCAAAAAGAAGCUCCUCCGGAGGCACUCCAUGCAGCUGGAGCAGAUGAGGCAGCUCUCCGAUUUUGAGGAAAUCGUGGCCCAGUAG
Messenger RNA from Numida meleagris (helmeted guineafowl), 2113 nucleotides. RefSeq names its product ankyrin repeat domain 34C (gene ANKRD34C). Gene Ontology annotation, molecular function: protein binding. The transcript has 2 exons. The coding region runs from base 632 to 2113 and encodes 493 amino acids. The record is from RefSeq and is a predicted model, not a curated record. NCBI's taxonomy places the organism in Eukaryota, Metazoa, Chordata, Aves, Galliformes, Numididae.